Arabidopsis lyrata subsp. lyrata is the source of this 965-nucleotide messenger RNA. RefSeq names its product mavicyanin. Bases 273 to 839 code for a protein of 188 amino acids. The record is from RefSeq and is a predicted model, not a curated record. Lineage: Eukaryota; Viridiplantae; Streptophyta; Magnoliopsida; Brassicales; Brassicaceae. Gene Ontology annotation, molecular function: electron transfer activity. The transcript has 2 exons. Gene Ontology annotation, cellular component: plasma membrane.
AAACGCAGCGUUUAGAGAGAAAAUCGCCAAGGAGAAGCUGAUUGGUCCACGUCAUUAAUUAGGUUGACGUGGUCAAGAAGAAGUGGCCCAUGACUUGCACCAAGGAUUAAUGCAUAAUAAAUAAACCGUUUCGUUUUCAUCUCCACGACUCGGAGAGCUCAACCGCCACUUUCUUUCUCCUUCUUUAAAUAGAGCAGCAGAGCCACCCACCAUUAUUUACACUUACACAACCAUCAAAGCUACGAAUUCCUCUCAAACAUACAAAGAAGAAGAUGAUGAUGAUGAUACUCAUGAGAUCUCCUUGUAAUAAUCUAAUGAUAAUGCUGUGCAUUUGUGCCCUUGUGGUGGCUUCCAUGCCGGCGGAAGGUCCUAGGGUUUUCAAGGUUGGAGACGAGUUCGGGUGGAGAGUCCCACUCCAGAAUGAUUCAGCGCUUUACAGCCACUGGGCCAGCAGCAACCGCUUCCACAUCGGUGAUUCACUCUCGUUUGUGUACGACAAGGACUCAGUGGUGGAGGUAGACAAAUGGGGUUUCUACCACUGCAACGGCAGCGAUCCCAUUACAGCCUUUGACAAUGGAAACAGCACGUUCGACCUUGAUCGUCCUGGUCUCUUCUACUUCAUCAGCGGCUCCAACCAGCACUGCACCAGCGGCCAGCGUCUCAUCGUAGAAGUCAUGCAUAUCCACCAACACCAUGAUGACCAUCACGACAAUGCUUCCAUGCCUCCAUCCAUGUCGCCUCUCUCUGCCUCUCCCUCAGCAUCUGCUGCCUCCUCCCUGUCCACGGCUUCUCUGUUCCCUGCUUUUCUUCCUCUUUUCUUAACCAUAGUCCAUAGCUAGCUCUUGUUUCAUUUCUUAAGUCAUAUUGGUGCCCUUUGAAUUGAUUGCUGCUCUUUACUUUUCUUCUUCUUUUUUGUUGUUUCAUUCAUCGAACCUUAUGAUAUAAUCCGAUUUAUGUUCUCUUCA